CUUUUCAAUGUAUUUGAUAAGUUGAAACUAGUUUUGUAUUUUAUUGCAUUGUUGGCCUGCGGGAAAUAAUAUUUUCAAAUUCAUAGUCUCUCUUAUUGAUUAUGAUAUGGAGAAAACAUAUCAUAUUCUAUUUCGUUUCUCUAUUUAUGAAACUAAAAAGAACCGGAUAUGAAAAUCCUUUAAAAAUAAUCGAAUAAUAACCUUGAGAGUUUCUGUUAACAAAGAAGGAGCAAUAGCGCGAUAAUGUGUGAAUACAAAAUGUGAAUUAAAUCGGACUUUUAGGAGUUGGUUUUUUAUGUUUUGAGCUUAUUUCGUAACUUGUUAUGCUAAAUGUGAUAAUAUUAGGAAAUAUCAUAAUGGUAUAUUCAAACUUGAGCGCACGUUUAAAGUGUGGUAACAUGUGAACUGUCAGGAUUUGUUAUUUUCUAUGACUGGGAUUCAGAUUCGGAAAGAAAGUGUCACCAGGAGAGGUGUUACCAGGCGCUUUAGCAAAUGCAUUUGAUAGCUAUAAUGAUGGACAAGAAAAGGAAUUUACUGUUUGUUCCAGUCACUCUCUCUCCAACACCCAUCGGUGACCCCGUCUCUGUGCCCAAGGAGCCAGAGUACGAUCAGGUGUAUGUCCCCAGUGCGCAAGUUAGUAACGCGAAUGCUCCGUCUCCCUCUGUUGAGGAAGAACAGGCAUGUAGUUUGGAAAAAUGUGUUGACGUUAAGCGUAAAAAUGUAAACUUAAAGAAAGGUGGUUUAGGAAAGAUUAAGAAACAGAAAGAUAAACUUAUAUCGUUCCUAAAGAAUCAGGAUCCUCUUUUGCCUGGGGUUUUAAAUAAUUCACGCGUAAGUAGCGGCUGUUCCGAGUCCAGUGGCGAUCAUUUCAAUAACGUUGCCAAUCCGAGGGUUGAAAUUAGCACUCCAAUAUUGCAAGAUACAACACAUGUUGGAAUUAACUCGGAUAUUGUUUUAGAUACACAGAAUUCAACACAGGAAAAAAUAGAUGUGCAACCAACUCAUCAAAGACCAAAGAAACGUGCUUUAGAAAAUAUUAAGAAAAAUAUAGUUGACAAACCGAGGGUUGAAAUCAGCUCCCCAGUAUUACUUGAUACGACACAUGUUUUAGAUAUGCACAACUCACCAAAAGAAAGUAAAAAUGUGCAAUCAUCACCUUUUCCAUCACCAAAGAAAAUGGAAAAAGAAGCAAGUGUUGUUCAACUAGCAGAUGCUUACAUUGAAUUUAAGCUUGAUCCAGCAGCAGGCGAUGAAUUAGCAAGGUUAAGUGUUUCCAAGCAAAACUCUCGGCCUGAUCCCCCGUCUCGACCCCCUCCUUCACCAAGGCUAGCUGGGCCUUCACACAAAGCUCAAUCAAAGCCGAGCCCAGUCAUAGGCAAUCAGACAAAAUGCGAUCACCUAGAAGGAUAUCUUACACCAAGUCCACAAUUAUUGCCGAGGGCGCCCGGUUAUUUGGAUGAAAAAAGUCCAUCAAUGUAUGACUACGCUGUUGAUAGUGACAAUGAAACAAAUAUAACAUUAUAUGACAGUAGUGAUUCUAGUUACGAAGAUGUUGAUGCGAAACAUAAAGCAGUAAGUAUGAAACUGAAUCAAACUGCUGCAAAUAAGUUCAGUCCUUCUCCCCCUACAGAUUAUCUCCUGCCUCUAAACAAACGAUCACUACCAUCUUCUCCACGUGAUUUUACAGAUUCCAAUGCAUUAGAAGAACAUUUACAAGUUAAAUCUGACAUUAAAAGUAGAUACGCAAAUGUUAAGUCUGACAUCGGAAAUGAAGUAUGGAGGGAAAGAAAGAACUUAGAGAAACAGAAAGUUGCUAAACUGAAAGUUCAAACUGAAAAACAAAAUUUAACUGUUGUGAGCUCAACAAAAUCGAAGGGAUUUGUUUUGGAGAAACUUAAAGUGAAAAAUGAAGAAUGGAGGACACAGAAAAGUUCACACGUUGUUGGAAGUAAAACAGGCUUCGUAAAACCCGAAAAUUCAGAGGAUCAAACACAUUCAGUUGAACAUAAAUUUGGUAAAAUUGAAAGCAAAACAGGUGCGAUCAACAGUGCAAAUGAACAGAAGAAGAGUAUUUUUAAGAGUGAUAAUGUUAAUUUUAAAGAUUAUGAACAUAUUGGAGAGCAAGCCGGAGGAGUUUCUGACAUGAAGAAAAUGUUUGAAGCUCGAAUCUGAAGUGACUGUGAAUGUACAAACAAAUGUUCUUCAAGAGGUGCUCGUAUUAAAUUAUUAAAGGCAAUAUUGGACCAGGAAAAUUAAUAUGUGAUAUAAAAAAUUAUGUUAAUGAAGAACGUUACUAAAAACGUGGACUGUAUAUUGUUAUUGAACUGAAUUGUGUAUGCAACAUAGAACUAUUUUGUUGAAGACAAUCUCUCAAAUUGCGUACAGAUAGAUAUGCGCAUACUUAUUCCGAAAUUACGAAAUAAUCGAUUUGUGAGUAAUUGUUAAAACAUGGCUGUGAUGCUUUUGUGAUCCACAUAGAUUAUAAGAAGCAACAAGUAUGAACAGUGUGCAUGAAACAUUAAUACUUCUAUGAACGCAAUGGCUCCUUACAAGCCACUAAGGCCGCCAGACACCGAACUGUACAUUUUGAGAAUACCUUUAAGAAUGAUUAAGCUUCAUUAAACUGUUUGUAGUUUUUGCAAUCAUAUAACAACCGGAUGAUCUUCAUUAUCAAUUUUUAAGACAAAGCCUACAAAUACACGAAAAUCAGAAUACAGUAGUGAUUUUACAGGGAAAGUAAGCACACGUAGUCCUGUUAAAAGUGCCCCUAUAUAUCUAUAAAUAGCUCAGUCGAGGAAAAUCUCGAUUGGACACUUUAAUACGUUACGGUUAUAUUACAGACUACUAUCUGAAAUUGAUAUCCAUGAUGAAAUACUUAAACGAAUUGUUUGUUUCAACAUAAUUUAUUUUUAUUCAUUAAACAGUUGCCAAUUCAAUGUAUUUUAUUUUAAGCUUAUCCGUUUAACAGACAUUUCUUGUGUUCAAAAGAUGUACGACAUUUGGACGGCAUACAAAUGUCGGCUUUAAAAGCAAUGUGGUUUAUUGUGAAGAAAUGUAAGCCUGAGCUACAGAUAAGGAUUGUAAAGGGUGUAAAUACAAUUUAGAAAUCGCUUAUUACGACAUAAAAUUAAACAGCUGCUCGUACACGUACGAUUAAAAAAAAUAAAUACGGUGUGAAGUUCUUCCGAGUAUUUUUUACCGUUUUACGCUAGCGGUUUUGACUAAAUGCAACAUGGGUUUGUUAAAAUCGAUACACUAACCUAAAAGACUUAUGAAAGGUUGUAGGCCAAGAAAUCAAAGUACAUGUAGUAAAGAUUUUUUAAUUAAUCAGGACUUGUAAUUAGCUGAGCAACAUUUCAGUUUUUGUAAGUUCUUUUAUCAUUUGUACUAUAAAGUUCAUUAAGUGAAAUAAGUCAUUUUUGUAAUUUAAUGUAUCAGUACACUUUAGAAAUCGCCAUUACACUUUAUUGAAUGACCCAAGGGUGUAGCAUACACUUAACUAGAUUGCGUAAGGGUGUAAAAUACACUUGAAGUAAAAAGGUUAUUUGUAGCUCUGGUAAAAGCAUAAUCAAAUACACUCAUAAAUAUACAAUUACGUUUGAACGAGUAUUAAUGUCAACUGACCAGUGUAUGGCCAGCGUAAGGCACAGCGGACAUAUGCUGGUCAUUAGUGAUCGUCAAUAACAUAUAUGCAUAGGCAGUUUAACCCUUAAGCCGCUGAUGGCGAUUUUAAAGGCUUUGCAAACAGCUUGGAACCAGACCAGACGCCGAGUCUGGUUCCAAGCUGCUUGCCACUCAGUCAAUAUAUCCCCAAAGUUUUAAGUAAAUCGAAAGAAAUUUAGAAUAAAACAGACGACAUUUUUGAGCAGACGACAAUUUAAUCAGCAUGCAAAGCUAAUAUAGCAGAUGUUAAUUGAUGAGCUCCGAGUUAGAUCCGAACCAUACCGUCAAGAAUACUUUUAUACGGAAAUAGACGAUAUAUAGUAAACAGAACACGCUAACCAGUUGAUUGUAUAUAUAUAAGUUUUUGGAACCGUUAUGAGUCCUCAAUAAGUUCUGUAUCUUACCACACAUUCGCGUUCGAACACAAACCUUCGUCUUUUUAUCUUUUACCAUUUUUUUACUGAAUAAUCUCCCCUUUUACGUUUGUAGUAUUCAUUAACUAAGAAUAAGCAGAUUACUCUUACAUGUUGUUUUUUUAAUUAUGUACAUAACUUGACAGUUCCUAUAAAACAUUGUGUGCAUUGCCAGUUGCUUCUGCAGUAGCUCAAACUAUCUACAUUUUUCUGCAUGUUAUCUCUGUGCAAUACUGAACUAAAUACAUAAUAAUUAUAUCAAAUCAUAUUAUGCUGUAUUAUUUGCCAUGCAUAUAGUUUUAUUCAUUUUAACUCUGUCAUAUAACUUUUGAUUAUUUCGUUAACACAUACUUAUGUUUUCUUCUCAUACUAUUUUCUUUUUGUGUGACAUACCAUUGCAAUUAUCAUUGAAGUCCGAUGCAAUAUAUUUCAUUUUGAUCUCAAGUAUUGUCAUUUCACAUAGCAUUCAGCUUUGAUAUAUUCCACCUACAUUUUGUAGAAGUAACUAGUUGUGCUUUCGUUGCAUUCCUUAAAAAAACAUUGAGCACCUUUAACAUAUUUUCAUCACAUGUGAUACAAACAUCAUGAAUAAAUAGAAGUAAAAACAUCGUAGUAAUUUA
Molecule: messenger RNA, 4696 nt
Organism: Mya arenaria
Lineage: Eukaryota; Metazoa; Mollusca; Bivalvia; Myida; Myidae
Exons: 2
Coding region: 493-2172 (559 amino acids)
Source: RefSeq, a predicted model, not a curated record